Pelodiscus sinensis (Chinese soft-shelled turtle) is the source of this 5977-nucleotide messenger RNA. Lineage: Eukaryota; Metazoa; Chordata; Testudines; Trionychidae. The record is from RefSeq and is a predicted model, not a curated record.
CAGAUCCUACGCAGACAUCAAGAACCAUUGGCACCUUCGCUGCGUUGGAGUUACACUUGAGAAUGAAGCGGAGUUCCAAUCCUUCUCCGUGUAUUUGGCUUGUGGAAUUGGUUUGCCACAAAACAGCAACGUGGAGGUCCCUGAAUGAGUGUCCAGGAGUGUCUUCGACUGGUUUUUAUAUCCUCCCCAAGAGCCGUGUGCACAGAAGCCCCUGUGUGGUGCAGCACAACAUCCAGCCAUUUCGCCUGCCCUGCUGGGGGCGUGAGAGACCCUUUCGGCCUGCAAGAGAGGUGACUCUACACCCCUUCCUGGGCCGCUGUUUCUGCAUCCACAGCCUCCAGGUAAUCUGUAACAGGAGCAUGGCCCAGAGCAUGGGUCACCUUGAGUUCUUGCUGCUCAUGUGCAAUGAACACCUCGAACUGUGGGGACCAGGUGGGAAGAGAGAGAAAGCAUGAGAAAAACCCCCGCACCAAACAAAGCAGCCUGUAGUUUCCCUCGCUCUUGCACUUGGGCACAAACUAGUCUGCAGACACAGGAAAGAAGAGGAGGGCUGACAAGAGUAUUUACCCACUUGCUUUGGGGACCGGCAGAAAAGGCCCCGAACUGGGGACAGAAGACAGAAGAAAAAGGUUCGGUGCUACUGAGCAUGAUCAUGCGCCCAUGGGAAAAGACAGGAGGGAUUAGGGAAACCCAUUCCCAGAAUCCUUCCGGUUUCCAACAGUGAGCAACAGGGGAGGCAAAUCUGUUUAGAUCAAAUAGCCAGCAACCCAAAGCCGCCCUAGAAACUCACAGGCAGCGUGUGGGCAGUUCAGAGAUCUUUGACUGCCGCUUCCAUCCGGCCUCUGGGUCUCCAGGCUCUGAGCAAGCCCACGAGCAGCGGAACCUCAUGACACCGGCCCAGCCAAAAGCUCUGGGAAUCUCCCGUCACUUUCCCAGGCCAGUUUUUUGCAGCACCAAGGGGCUUUGAUGGGCUCUGCAAAGAGUGGAACCAACCCCCCUCCUCCAGUCUUUAUCAAUUGACCCAUCCUGCCUGCUCCCUCCCCCAUGCCUGAUGCUGCUUCCACCAGACAAUACAGACACCCUGCAGGGAAGCAGACGGGGAAGGAGUGGAGUCUCCCUCAGGGCCUCCUAAACUAGCUGCUAUUAUCUGCAGGAACUGUGCCAUGGGUGCCACAUACAGAAACACCCACCCAAGCCACGGUGAGUAACCCCGUCCUGCAGCUGUACAUUCCCUCUGGGGGUUGACGUAGAUGUUGUAUGACUCCGUGCCUGUUCGAAACAACGCUGACGGGGUAGUGCAGCAGCCACGUUCCUCCCCAGAGCUGGCUGCAUUUUAGUUCUCAACCAAGCAACGUACGUUCAAGAUCCUGGGAGCUUUGCCUGGUUGUGGACUGCGGAUCGGAGACAUUGGCUUGCAAGGUGCUUUGAGAUCCUUCUGAUACAUUCCGGAGCCCGGGUGUCUGACUGCAUCACUUCUGUUGGAAGGCGGAUUCGGGGAGAUUUCUCAUUCGCUCCAGAACUAAGCAUGCCCUGCUGAAGACUAUGGCGGGGAGGGGAUGGAGGUAUUUACUCUUUGGGCAAGUCUUCACAGGGGAGUCAUUUCGAAAUAACUCCCCUUCUUUCGAAACAAGGUGAGCAUCCACACAGCCGGUUAUCUCGAAAUGAUUUCAAAGUAACGGGCUGGUUAUUUCGAAAGAACAACUCCAGCUUGUGAGGAACAGCGCUUAUUUCACAACUGUUAUUUCAAAACAGUGGUAGCGUGGAUGCUCCACUGUGGCUAUUUCGAAAUAAUGACUUCCCAGAGUCAUUCGAAGUCAUUCCUCUCAGGCUUCUUUGUCGGGUGGACAUGCUAUUCCGAAGUGUUUAUUUCGGGAGUUAUUAUUACAAAAUAAUUUCCCGGUGUAGACAAAGCCAUAGGUUGUCAUCUGUGUAGAAGAGCAGAACUCUCGACCUGAGAGUUAUGUUCAUAAGGUUGAGCCAAGGCCUUGAUUAACUAAGUGCGUUUUCUCACGGUGAGGGAAGUCAGGGGUCAUCAAGUUGCCAUGGGAACAGUAGGGGAAAAAACAUGAAUGGGAGGAAACUUCAGAGAGGAGCUGAAUGGCUGCACAAAGAAAAAGCCACAUGGAAGACUGGAAAUGCUGCACAGGUGGCCAGAAGUCCAGGGAGCAACUUGGAACAUCCAAAUAUCAUCUCUCUGCCCGCUUCAAUGCAGAAAGAGCUGACUGGUUCCUGUUGGACAGCCGGGUGAUUCGGCACGUGGCCAUUGGCCUGUUCUGCUGUGGCAUCUCCGUCUAUUUGGCAGCUCUCUCCCUCUACAUGCUGCUGCUGUUUGAAAUCGAGACCGGCAUCACCAGCGCCUGCAUCCUGUCCUCGGGGAUCAUCGUCCUGCUGAUCACGGUGACGCACGCCCUCGUCCGGGCUUCCCAAGCCUCGCGGCGCAGCCAGGCCGAGCUCUGCCGUACCCUCUACGAGAACGACUCCGCCCGGCGCAGCAACGCCCCCGCCAGCGACCUCAACAACAGCAAGAACGUGGCCGCCGCCCGCCCGCGGCCAGAGAUCCACCGAGAGUUCUCCUACCCGCCGUACCUCGAGCAGAAGUCCCACCUGGCCUCCUCGGCCAGUCACCUGGCCUCCUCGGCCAGCGGCAGCUUCACCUUGCCAGGGAGCCACAGGCCGCUGACCGAGAAGGAUUGCUGCAGCCUGCCCCGGACACACAGGACGCUGUCGGCCGAGCCCGGCCUGCUGCAGGUGCAGGGCAAGCCCUGGAACAGUGUCACCCAGGAGAUGAGGAAUGUUUUGUCCCGGAAGCCAGGAGCCUCUGGGAAAGAUUCAACUUUGGUAUGAAGGCUGGAGGGGGGACGGUUCGUCCCAGCACAUUACAGGGGUGCGGCCAAGAUCUGUAUCUCCCGUUAGCCCUUGACGCGGGCCACUCCCGUCCCGACCCCACCUGAACAGCUGCGAUCCCUGCCCGGGAGCUCACUCAGACAUUGGGCAACGCGAAACCCACCGUCUUCCCCAAAUAAAAGGGCCUUGGUGAGCCCUCCUGCACUGCGAUAGAGGGGUGUCGAGUUCUAAAAUUAUAUCAUACUCCUCCUGCGGUCUGGUGGAUGAUGUGAGUCCUUUCCCAGCUGGGCUGGGGCUGCCGUUAGCCAGCCUAACGGGCCGGCACUUCCAGCUGGAAAGGUGGCUCUAUAAAACUCCAGCCUGCUGCAUUCUGCCUCUUGCAUCCCCCUCCCGGGAGGAGAGAUCCUACCCUAGUAACGCAGAAGGGGAGGCAGGAGGCCAAACUAGGCCCACGACAGCGUGACAGAACUAAGAGGCACCAAAUCACAGGGCAGGGACCGGGGGUGUCACUCGUCGGAUGAGCGCCGCACUUCAGUGUCUCAUUUCCUGUUCCCUCCUGGGCCCGGCUGAGCGGGGAGCAGCGUUCCCCCCAAGCGGUGCCCUUGUGCGGCCGUUCAGCAGCGCGUCAAAUGUGGAUUAGCAGAGUGCCCGCAGCCAGGUUUGUCUUUCUGCAUCCACACACGCCUCGGGGCGCCAAGAGGCACGUAUUCCGCGCACGGAUGGGAAAAACCCGCACGUGGAUGCUACGGAUUCAAGGGAAUAUUGGCUGGGAGGGGCAGACGGGAACGGACAGGUUCAGCCCGGCGCAAUGGCAUUCAUCACUUAUAGUGGUGGGGAGAGGGGGAAAAACACCCACCACCAGUAUCAGCUCCAAGGGAGUGGCCUAACCUAUGUUGUCUUCUCCAACCCAGCUCCCGUCCUCACCCCCGGUUUUUUGCCCUUCUGCUCCCACUGCAGCCUGCUCCUGUUAUUCCUCAGCUACGCUACAGGGCUUCCGACAGUUCAUAGGGAAGACCCGCUCCAAAGCACGGCUUGCUAUCCCCCACGGAGGGGGGCAACCGGCCACGGGAGCAGGGGCCGGGAGUCGACCCAGCUGGAGGGUUCAACUGAGGGAGAGGGGGUUGGAAGUUGGGUGGAGGGAGAGGAGCCUGCUGCUCUCUGACCUGGCCUUGCCCAACGUUCCUUGCGGUGUCCUGGCUUAGAGCACAGACACGCUUCAGUCGCAAGGCUGCCCGGGGCGCGGUGGUUAUGCACACAGGGCGAGGAUUGACGGGGAGCCAGCAGGUGAAACAAGAGCCCUCUUUGGUGCAGUUGCACUGUGAGUACCAGAGAGAAAUGUACAAUCGGAAAGACAAACACAGCAGAUGGGGCUGGUUACCGAGAGACACCCCCCCAUCCCCUACCAGGCUUUUAAAAGGAAUCUGAUUCACUGCUGUUUUACUGUCACUUAUCUCCCUCGCUUCCCUGGUGUUUUAUGCCAGGAGUCCCAGCACAAUCAAUAAGUAAAAUCAUGAAGGUUCCUGCCCUGCCAUCCGCAAGCUUCCUGCCAGGCUGCCCAACCCAGCAACGCAAUGGAUUGAUUGGGGCUCCUGGCCGCGUUCUUUGGGCGCUAGCGUUAGGAGCGAGACAGCCAUUCAGCAAGAGGCCUGGCCUCGCAAAGAGCAAGGGGAGAGCAAGGCCUCGUUUCUGGGUCAGCAAACCUUGUGCGUCACACUCUUAACACACCUCUGUGUCCCUGAACACAAGCCACUGGCUGAAAUACAGUGUCUCUUUUGAAAGGGGGGUGUGAUUGAUCUGGGUUAUUUAGCACUCUCAGGAAAUGCCAGGCUUUUUCAAGUUUCAAAUCCCCUUAAGCACCUUCCUUCCCAGCCCUUGGAAAACCACCUGCUUGUUAAAUGCCUUUCCACUGAAAAGGAAAAUGGGAGUUGUCAGCUCCAAUGGAAAAACAAAACUUAACGCCUCUUUUCAACUGCCAAGCUGUGUACAGCCUCCUGCCUCACAUCUUUAUGAUAUAUCAAGGCAGCCUUUGAGGAGGUAAGGGGGGAGGGGUUGGCUUCUUUUUCACAUUAGAAGAACCAGGUCUUGAUGUCUUUGUUUUGUUGGAUUACCCAAACGAUGAAGAAAAUCCUAAGCAACCCAGUCCCUCUGCAUUCAUUUUGGGGUUCUACUCCAAUCUAUAACCAGCAAACUCCUGACACACACACAUAAAGCUCUCCUUGAGAAAGGACUGUAUGUCUCCCUCCGCACAACCCCGUCAAUCAAGGGCAGAUGAGUCCCCUUUUCAGUCUCCAGAUGGCCCUCCAGCAAAAGCACAGAAGACUAGACACGAUCGCUCUGGUAUUUCCAAGGCAAAGAGCUAGCAGGAAAGAUAGUUUUUGGCAUUCUAGAAUCAUACAAGGGCAGGAAAGGGCAGAAGCAAACUCAGCAGGCUUCCCCUGGGCAAGAACUUAGGAGCAUGUGCACUGCAUUCCGAAAUUAACCACUGCAUUCUGAAAUUAACCACCCCAUCCCGCAGACUCGGUAAGGGCUGGAUCUAGUCAAUAUCACUGUCCUUGGCUGCAGGGUCUUUCAGUGUGAAGAGGAAUUGUUUUCUAAACAACCUCACACCGGCGGGGCCAGAAACCGUCAAGGGGGGAGAUUUCUCGCCCUAUCCUCUGGCCAAAGACAUCACUGACCUGGAUGAGUGAAAAAGGCAGAGGAAGGCGAGUCUGGUCUGAAAUCAGGAACUGGCUGGUGGAUUCGUGGCGUGCAGGGCAGCAGCGCUGUAAGAAAACAAUCACAUCCACCAAGAGAUAAGGAGAGCAGUGUCCAGGGAGAGAGAGAAAUCAGAGCUUCUCCACAUGCACGGAGACAAGCGUGGCUCAAGGAAUUGUAACUGGAUGACAUGACCAUAACACGGGGGGGGUGGCUAGAGGAGGUUACACGGCUCCCACGCCGCCCUUCCUGGCAUGUUCGGACCCAGAGUCUCUGUACCCUCCUGUCCAAGAACUGUUGGAAUUUGCUCGGCUGGCGGUGUAAAAUCAGUGUGGCCCCAGGCAGGUUGGCAGCAUGGCAAAGUACAAGAGCCCAUAGCCACAAACAGCCGGUAAAGAAAGUCACUUGGCACAGAACCGGCCAUUCGGCCUGCUUCCGC